AUUCAAACUGCGGAGAGGCCAGUCGGAGGGCAAGCCUGGGCAGUGGCCUCAAUCAAGUAUCAUGUCCUUUGUGGCCUCCAUCUUUAAGGAGAAGCAAGUCUCUGUCCUGCACUGCAGGUACUGUGCGCAGGUGCUAAGCACACGUGGAAUGAAGGCAGAGCUGCUGGCUGGAGCGGACCGGGAGAUGUUCUCUACAGAUAUCCCUCCCACUGAUUCUGUAGACUUUGUGGGAAGCUGUUAUUACUUUGAAGCCUGCCGAUGUAAGCUGAAGAAUAUAGCUUGCCUAAGAUGUGGUAAUGAGGUUGGCUACCAUGUGGUGGCUCCGUGUCAGCUGUGUCUGUUGUCCAGUAAUAAUGGCCACUUAUGGAUGUUUCAUAGCCAGUAUGUGUACAGCAUUAGCAGAAUGGAUGAAUCAGGAAUGUGCAUAUUGCUCUGGAAAGACCUACCAGAUACAGAUGAAAAUCAAGAAGGAUUAUUAAGUCUGUAUGAAGAAGAACAUGAGGUUUAUCUUAGAUGAACUUUGAUUUAUUUACAGAAGACUGUAAUAUGUUUUAUUGAUAUAGCAUGAACAUGUACUGCAGUGCUUUACAACUCCAGAAACAUUUGUAAGACAAAUGGAGCUUGUAUUGUAUACCAGCAAUGUCUUAUUGAGAGCAAUACACUGGAAUGAGUUCCCAACUAUUUCAUCUGUGCAAAAGCAAAACUAAUGAGCAACCAUUUCCACCUUCCUAUGACUUUAUAUUUAAUGGUAAUGCAUAUGUCUUGUAUUUUUUUCAUUAAAAGAAAGCAAUAUGAUAAAUAGACUCAAAGGGAGUCUGUCAGCAGUUCUAAGCAUGCUAAACAGCGGACAUCACUAGGUAGGGGCUGGGGAGAACAGUAGAAACAUACUUUUUUAGGGGCUUUUCAUCAGGAGUAGUGAGAAUAUGAAGUUUUAUUCUUCCAGGUUCUGCUAUCUCAAGUGCUCAGGGCGGGGCAUUACUGUGAAGUGCUCUCUGUAUCACAGCCCCACACCUGCCCUGAGUAACAGCUGUAGCUUCCAACAAGGAGACGACUAAAGCUGUCACUUUGAGAAGAGAAGGUGUGAAGCAGCUCAGUCCAGAGAGCACUUCACAGUUAAUCCAACCCUGGGCGCUUGAGAAAGCAGAACCUGGCAGAAUAAUGCUUCAUAUUCUCACUACUCCUGAUGAGUAAAGCUCCAUAAAAGUUAUGUUUGUGCUGCUCUUGCCAGCCCCUACUUAGCGCUGUCAGCACUGCAGCAUGGUCAAAAGUGCUAAGAGACUCCCUUUAAAGCUUAAAGGGGUUGUUCAACUUAUUAAUAUGUUUCCCCCAAGCUAGCAAUGGUUAUAAAAGAAUGCAUAGUUACCCAUUUCAUCCCACAUCACUUCCAGUGCUACGAUCAACUUUUGUUUCUUUUGCGUGAGUCAAGUGAUUGGCUGCAGCAAAGUGUAUACCGAUACGUCAUCACUACAGCCAAGAAGAUGACGUCAUGGCUGCAGUGGCAGGGAGAAUCAGAGCAGCAUUACUGGUAGCGGCAGGGGAUGAAAUGGGUGAGCAUACAUUAUUUUAUUUAUGACAGUUGCUGGCUUUGUUGAAACUAGUAAGUCGGACAACUCCUUUAAAAAGAAUGCUAUUUAUAAGUGUGGCGCAGCAGUACAUGCCUACUAAGGACAUAGUAAUGAUUGUACCUGUAGGUCUUACAUAGGUGUUGUGCUAAUGUAUUAUUACUCAGGUAUGGACACAAUUGGUCACAGUCACAUCUAUGGUUUAAAGGGGUUAUCCAAUUUCAAGAACCCCCAUCCCCCCCACAUGUGCCACUGGUAAUAUACUUACCCCGCUCACGGCGCUGC
Messenger RNA from Bufo bufo (common toad), 1847 nucleotides. RefSeq names its product family with sequence similarity 72 member A (gene RUMY1). Gene Ontology annotation, cellular component: cytosol. Bases 62 to 517 code for a protein of 151 amino acids. The record is from RefSeq and is a predicted model, not a curated record. NCBI's taxonomy places the organism in Eukaryota, Metazoa, Chordata, Amphibia, Anura, Bufonidae. The transcript is spliced from 5 exons.